AUUCGGCGGCUACAACGCCAUGUAACGACGCCCUCGACGUUCGUUCAUGUCCGUACCAUCUUGUCGCUAUCGUGAACGGCGAGCGCAGAUGAAGUUGGACGGUGUCUUGUAGGGCGCUCGCCGACCCUGUGCGCGGCACGUGGCAGACCACUCUCUUGCUCUCUCCUCAUUGUCGUUCAUCAGCCGUGCUAUCUACCAGCAUUUCCUGGUCCAGAAAUCAGACAACAACGCGAUCAGUCAAGCUAGUUGCUUUGAAGUGGAAGUUGGCGGUCAAAGAGUGAAUUCAAGUCGACAAGUUGUUGCAUUGUAACGGUUCCGAGCGGCGACGAGUCGGACAGUCAGUAUUUCAGUCGGAGUGUGGCAUUUGUAAGUUCUCCGCUUUCUCUCCUUCAUUUGCCUCCAUACUACGCUUUGUAGUUACCAUUAUGGGCCUAUGGUAUGGCGAGUUGGAUGCAGGCGAAAACCAGGUCGAAAAGUCGACACCGUCGGGCGUGACAUUUAUGUCAACUGGCCAGUGACUUUCAUAGUCUUGCAUCCUACUCGUCUUCACCUCUCAUUACUACCUUCGUUUCAGGAAUCAAUACUAACCAUUAUCUAUUAUGGCUCCAGAGUUCUGCUUUCGAGCAUUAUUCACCUCCAAGACGGUGUCGUCGAAUACUUCAUCCCAUUAUAAACCAACCGCAAAUGGCAGCCGAGCAGCCAAAGUCUUCGACGACACCUAGUCAACAGGACCAUCCUCCUUCAAUGCACGCGCAGCACCCAGCUCUCGCGCCCUACCCGUACGCUGGUGCACCUUAUCCGCCACUUCAUGCAGGCGCCUACCCGCCAUUCGUCUAUGCAGCUCCUGUACCAGAUGGUCACCAUGAUCCCAAUGCUAAUGGUGCUCCUCAGCCACCUUUCCUAAUGGCGUAUCCGCCGCCGCCGCCAGGCAUGGUAUAUGCUAUUCCCGCCCCAAUGCCUCCGGCCAAUGGUCAAGCCCCUGGUGGUGUAUACCCACAAUUCGCACCUUCGGCUAGUAUUUCACAGGUAAUGCCUAGGCCUAAACGGAAACAAGUAAAGAUGGCUUGUACCAACUGUGCAACAGCUUGUAAACGAUGCGACGAGGCUCGCCCAUGUGAACGAUGUCUCAAGUAUGGAUUGGCAUCUACAUGCGUGGAUGGCGUUCGCAAAGAACGGAAGAAAGGCAUCAAGCGAGGACCAUACAAGCGUAAGAAUAAAUCCCUCAACGGCGACACAAUCGUCUCGGCUCCACCUCCUCAAGGACUUCCAGUGUCUCCUCCCAACGGCGAGGCACAUGACGGACACGCUCAGUCCCUUCCAUAUAUGCUGGCGCCAGAAGGCUAUUACCAGUACUUUUACCCUGGAUUUGCACCUCCCGUCCCUGCACACGCCCCUGCUGAUGGUUCACAACCGCCUCAGCAAAAUGGCAGCACCAACGGAACCCCGAGCGCUGUUGCGUCUCCUACACCACAAGCACCUCCCGCGCAACCUCCAGCUUCGAAUCAUCCAUCGCUUUCUCAUCCGGGAGUCCCUCCCUACUUUCAUCAAGUAUACCCACCGCCCUUCAAUUACCCUACUCCGGGCGUGGGUUACCCCCAACCGUAUCCCAUCAUGGUUCCACCCCCUGCGCAGGACCCGAAGAACGACCAGAACGGCGAUAGUGGAAAGGGGAAGAAGAGGGCCCAUCCGUCUGGGUCGGCAACGCCUGCAACGAACGGCGAAGGUGACCCGAAAGCGAAGCGUGCGAGGACUGGACAAGACGAUACAAAUGGUGUCGGGCAUUGAAAACAUGCUCUUCGCUUUCUUGUGAGCACAUACGCCUGUAUAAUAUGGAUGUAUAUCCUAAUAAUGUUAAUAUAUAGCUGUCGUUUCGUUGGGACUUCUUCGUGUGUAUACCUGUCAUCUUGUGGUCAUUCUGCGUCGUAUCAUAUCUUUCUUGGUUUUUCUCUAUCUCUCGGACUUCGAAUUGGCAUAUACAUUGCCACCACUACUUCGGUUUCCAUGGUUCUUUGUCCCUGCACAGUGUUAUAUGGUGUUGCUUUCAUUCUUGAGUAGGGCUCGCUUGGUGGGGACAAAAAUCCGAGGACACCGUUGGAUAUUCCCACUUCAUCUAUCUCCAAAUUAGGAAUUGUCGCUUCUUCCGUUCCGUAUUGUAUGAUAUUGUCUCUGGAUCUUCCUAUCUCUCUUCCUGUGAGCAGCUCCGUUUGGAGAUGCUCAUGGGGCUGACUCUUCGUUCUGAUUGUUACAUGUUGUACUAUAUAUAUAAAGGUAAUAUUUAUAAGAUGCUGGAGUUGUCGGUACGUG
Somion occarium is the source of this 2304-nucleotide messenger RNA. Lineage: Eukaryota; Fungi; Basidiomycota; Agaricomycetes; Polyporales; Cerrenaceae. The record is from the annotation of a GenBank genome assembly.